Molecule: messenger RNA, 1268 nt
Organism: Pelmatolapia mariae (spotted tilapia)
Lineage: Eukaryota; Metazoa; Chordata; Actinopteri; Cichliformes; Cichlidae
Product: C-X-C chemokine receptor type 3-like
Exons: 3
Coding region: 71-1192 (373 amino acids)
Biological process (GO): immune response; positive regulation of cytosolic calcium ion concentration; inflammatory response
Cellular component (GO): external side of plasma membrane; membrane
Molecular function (GO): C-C chemokine receptor activity; C-X-C chemokine receptor activity; C-C chemokine binding
Source: RefSeq, a predicted model, not a curated record
CUUUUAUCGGUGCUGCUGGAGGUAGCUGAGCAUAUUUUUGUGAUCUAAAAUAUCAACAACUUCUACUUUGAUGAUGGAAGGUGGAAAGAUUUUACUGUCAGAGGAGUACUGGCUGGAUUUGUGCAACAACACCUCAGUCUGUAACAGCUCUUAUGAUGGCAUUUAUGAGGAUGAAAUUAAUGACCCGGCUGAGACUGUGAAUUUUGAAGCUGUGUUCAUACCAGUUCUGUAUUCUGUGGUGUUAGUUGUUGGUCUACUUGGGAAUGGAUUGCUGUUGGGAAUAUUGACUCAGAGUAGGAAGACCUGGAGUGUGACAGAUAUAUUCAUCCUCCAUCUGGGAGUGGCAGAUAUCCUGAUGCUGGUGACGCUGCCCAUCUGGGCUGUACAGUAUGCCCAAAGUGGUGGAUGGACAUUUGGUACUCCCUUGUGCAUGAUCAGUCGAAGUGUCUUUAUGAUUAACUUCUACUGUGGGAUCCUUCUCCUGGCCUGCAUCAGUCUGGACCGCUACCUGUCCAUCGUCCAUGCUACACAGAUGUACUCAAGAAAGAAGCCUUGGGUUGCCCAGGCCAGCUGCCUGAUGAUGUGGUUCUUUUCACUGCUUCUCUCCAUCAUUGACUGGAUUUUUUUAGAAGAAAUGUUUGAUGAUAGACGAGGCAGAAGAGAGUGUGUUCACAACUAUCGUAAAUUUGAUGUGGACGCAGAAGACUCUUGGAGGCUGGCAUCACGCAUGAUUUAUCUCAUAGUGGGCUUUGUGCUUCCUUCUGGUGUCAUGAUUUUCUGUUACUCCCGCAUCCUGGAUCAACUGAGGUGUGGUGCCCAGAGCCUUCAAAAGCAGAGAGCUUUUAAAGUUAUUGUGGCUGUCGUGGUGGUUUUCUUUAUCUGCUGGACCCCGUACAACAUCACACUCUUAGUGGAAACAAUUCAUUUUGAUAACAACAAAACAGAAACUUAUUCAGGCACAACAUCUCUGGAGAAAGCAAAGACAGUGACCACCUGUAUGGGUAUCAUUCACUGCUGCCUCAAUCCCAUCCUGUAUGCUUUUGUGGGUGUGAAGUUCCGCCGUCAGCUUAUGAGCAUCCUCAGGUCUCUGGGCUGCAAAGUGGCAAGUGCAAAAAUCCAGUCUUUUGUCAGCAACAGGAGAAGCUCCAUUUGGUCCGAGUCUGCCGACACCUCCCACUCCCUUGCUAUCUGAGAAAGACAAAACCAGGGAAAUACAUAAACAUCAGAAUGUACAGUGUGCUUUUGUAUAUUGUUGUGUUAGAUAACAU